Molecule: messenger RNA, 1017 nt
Organism: Sycon ciliatum
Lineage: Eukaryota; Metazoa; Porifera; Calcarea; Leucosolenida; Sycettidae
Exons: 5
Coding region: 304-1017 (237 amino acids)
Source: RefSeq, a predicted model, not a curated record
CCAGAACUUAAUGAAUGCGAAAAACUGAAUUUUACAUGCAGCAGUGAUGCUCACUGUACUAAUCAGACUGGGACAUUCUCAUGUGUUUGCAAGCCUGGAUUUACUGGAGAUGGAUUUUCCUGUACAGAUAUUGAUGAAUGCGCUGGGCCCACGAGCGGCAACUGCAGUCUGACAUCAACGUCAUGCUCCAACACUCCCGGCUCCUUCGCGUGCUGUAGUCCUGGCUACCAACCAUUCCAAUCAGCUUGCGCCAGAGAGUACGGAGGCAAUCUUCUCAUACUUGAUCCAGUCAAUUAUCCGGCAAUGAGUUUUUCCAGGGCCGCUUCAUUAUGUUCUCAGCUAGGGUUAGCGAUACCAAGUAGAACGAAGGAAAAAGAUAUGAUUGUCCAGGCAGCCAAGAAUUCGAAUAUCAGUGACUUUGUGUGGUUCCGGAUGUUUGCCAAGCCAUUCGGGCUGAGACGGGUAUUCCUUGACCAAGGUACUGCGUCCCGCGAAGAUUUGCAUAAUGUUGCCUGUGCAAGAUAUACUGGAUGCGCAUCUAGUUGUGGCCAGAAUGAACACUGCUCCCAGGACGGGUCGUGUGAAUGUACUUUGCCCUACUAUAGAGCUGGCGGCGGGUUGUGCCAACGUUCAUUCCACCAUCGAGAUCACUGUGUGAACACUACGCUACGCAUUCCACCGGGCUAUUUCUUUGAGCCGGUGACGUUAUCGGAUGCCCAGAACAUGUGCUGGGCGUCCGGAAUGGAAUUGCCCACGACAAUAAAGCUAUUUGGAAGCCUUGUUGUGGCUGAUUGCCUCUACAGCAUGGUGCAGAAUUACCAGUUUGCACUUUCCAGCAGGCCCUCCACCACAUCGACCGGUGUUUUCAUACGCGCCACGCACACCGGUGUGCCUAGAGACAGUUUAACUAGUUUCUACUUCAACGGCCAAUGGGACUUGCUUAAUAGACUACCUUCACACCACCGUGUUAUCUGCGCAGGUGAGAUUAAGCCUUGCAUAUCUUUUUACCACUUCUGA